Pseudomassariella vexata is the source of this 1671-nucleotide messenger RNA. RefSeq lists its product as uncharacterized. The record is from RefSeq and is a predicted model, not a curated record. Lineage: Eukaryota; Fungi; Ascomycota; Sordariomycetes; Amphisphaeriales; Pseudomassariaceae. The transcript is spliced from 2 exons. Gene Ontology annotation, cellular component: TRAPPIII protein complex. Bases 176 to 1255 code for a protein of 359 amino acids.
GCCCGAGAAAGUUUUAUCGAUAAAGCUUAGCUCUUCGGCACGUCAUCCCACUUCCAGAUGCAACCACCGAUCUUCCGACCCUGGACAUUCGAUGACAGCUUAUCUUUACCUCGACGCCUGAUUAUAGAGCCUAUUCACAGGCCUUGAAGAGCCCACAACCAAUGGUUCUGCAACGAUGAGCCACCAACGAUACCCGUCUAUAGAUCCGGUCAAGGAACCGCAUUCCGUGUCAUUGAAAGUCUUGCGACUGUCCAGACCAUCUCUCGUGACCCAACACGUACUUCCGAAUCCCACCUGGCUAUCGGGCACUCCCGCACAGCCCAUUGCGGCAUCCCUCGCCUACCAAUCUACCGGCGACACAAAUCCAGAUCCCUUCGUCCUCACGCCCAUCCUCAACCUCCCGCCCUCAUUUGGCUCUGCCUACGUCGGCGAAACAUUCAGCUGUACCCUUUGCGCAAACCAUGAUGUACCCGAAACGACGCCCUUCAUGUCCAUCUCCCCAGGUGGUAGCGGUGCUCUGCCUGCCGCCGCCGCCCAACCGCCUCCCGUCUCCCUAGCAGCAGCAUCAGCAGCCGGCAAGAAGAAGUUCACCCGCGAUGUGCGGAUAGAAGCCGAGAUGAAGACACCUGGCUCGGCGGUGGUGCAGAAGCUCGACUUAGGCCCAGGCGUCGAUGAUGGCAAGGGCAUCGACCUGGAGGCCGGGAAGACAUUACAAAAAAUUGUUAACUUCGACCUCAAGGAAGAGGGCAACCAUGUGCUGGCGGUGACGGUUAGCUACUACGAAGCGACGGAGACGAGCGGGCGCUCGCGCACCUUCCGGAAGCUGUACCAAUUCAUCUGCAAAGGGAGCCUGAUUGUGCGGACCAAAGUCGGGUCACUGCCAUACCUCCCCCAGACUGAUGACAAGGAAAUCGAUGCUGCAAAGCCGCCACUGCCGAGGAGGUGGGUCAUGGAGGCGCAGCUGGAGAACUGUAGUGAAGAAGUCAUGCAGUUGAACCGCGUGGGGCUGGAUUUGGAGCAGGGGCUUCAGUAUAGGGAUGCAAAUUGGGUGGUCACGGGGAGCAAGAAACCUGUUUUGCAUCCGGGCGAGGUGGAGCAGGUUUUCUUUGUGGUUCAGGAGAGCGGUAAGGAAGAGGUGGUGGAAGAGAAGGAUGGGAGGAUUGUGUUUGGUAAGAUGGGAAUUGGUUGGAGGACGGAGAUGGGCAAUCAUGGGUUCUUGUCUACGGGGAAGCUGGGAACUAGGCCAUUGAGGUGACGGAUUCAAUAUGGACGAUGAACACUACAUGCUACUUGUGUUCACCAUUGGAGACUUGGGCAUUGUUGUCACAUACUGUGCGCGUGUGCCUAGGAGAAGCUGAAGGGGAUAUGCUAUCUAGGCCCGGCAUCAUAACAAAGCAUGCUGACUUCUGUCUCUGAAGAGACUGAAAAAGUGGGCUUCGAUGUUCUAUAUAACCAACCACGAAAUUAUGUGGUUCAUUACGAACUGACGACUUUUACGAAAUGAAGACUCUACCAACCGCGUGUCCAAAAAGCGAGACGCGCAUUGUUAAAUAGCCAAGACGUCGCGAACUUCGGCCAGUCCGAGACUUUAUUACAUCACAGUGUCUUUUUGUCCGAGCAUCAGUUAGGCUUUAAAACGGGUCCUUCAGAAGACGUACCAGAAGGAAGAUG